Molecule: messenger RNA, 609 nt
Organism: Cladophialophora immunda
Lineage: Eukaryota; Fungi; Ascomycota; Eurotiomycetes; Chaetothyriales; Herpotrichiellaceae
Exons: 2
Coding region: 1-609 (202 amino acids)
Source: RefSeq, a predicted model, not a curated record
AUGAACUCAAACAAAUCCUUCAUACCAGAGAUCAUCGUCGAGACCAGCGUACCAGAAUCUCGACUUCGCGAGAACAAGAAGCAUCCACCAAGCCACUCAGGUCAGGAGCAGUGUCCAAGACUCGUCAAGAGGCUCAAGCCAUCACAGAGUACCUCCAGAGAAUCCGCAAAGCGCACCCUCUCUUCGUCAGGGUCAAGCACAGUCGCCAUCACUGGAGUUAUGGGCCACAAUCAUACGCAAGACUCCUUGAUCGAGAGUGAGCAGCUGGAUGUCCCAUAUCAGUCCAGGUCCAGCCAGGCUAGUUUCGACCAUGAGACAAAAGACACUUCCUUGAUGACUGUAGAAGAGGAGGAUCAUCAUCCACAGACAGUUGCAUGGAAUAACGGCUUCACAGGAGGUGCCGAGGACACCCUCGACCGAGACUGGGAUCUUGCUCAGAUCGGAAGCUUUGUGGACGACGAAGAGGCAAUCACCGAAGCUCUUCUGGCGGCUCCAGAAGAAGUGCUGGACGUUGUAGCCGCCAGGUUGGAGAAGACAUUGAGGGAGGCCGAAGCAAUUCUUUCAAAGCUCAAAUCAGCCUUCCAGGACGCGGAGGACGGAGAUGUCUGA